Molecule: messenger RNA, 795 nt
Organism: Lachancea nothofagi CBS 11611
Lineage: Eukaryota; Fungi; Ascomycota; Saccharomycetes; Saccharomycetales; Saccharomycetaceae
Source: the annotation of a GenBank genome assembly
AUGCAAAGUAGUCCAGUCACUAGAGCAAAAAAGCCGAGAGGUACAUCUGGAGGUAGGAAGCCCUCAUUUCAACCUCCUAAAACCCAGAGAGCUGCCCAGAUCAGGGCUGCCCAGCAAACUUUCAGGGAGCGUAGGCAAAACAAGCUACAGGAACUGCAGGACAAGGAAAAACUCUUAGAGCUCGCGCUUAGAGAGAUCAGAAUAUUAAAGAAACGCGAGAGUGUCUUCCGGGCCAAGUUGAGAGGGCUUAUGACAGUGUCAGCGUUCCAGGAGUUCAAAAAAGGUAUAUUCGACAUUGAUGUCAGUGAAAUGAGGCCUGAAGAGAACGAGCCCGUCUUUGAGGUGCAACUGGAAAAGAUCUUAUAUGAACAAUUUUCCCGGGACUUAUACAUAAUAUGCGGAGGCCAAAAAUGCAAGAUGCCUGCUUUCUCCACUAGUGGGCCAACCGAGGGCACGCCGAGCCCCAACAAUAGCCUAUGCUACUCCAGCAUUUUCGAAAAUGAUCUGUUCAAUCAAAUCAAUGAACUAGAUGCCAUUUUUCAUGAUGACCUUUCUGAGCGCCUGGACUUGGAUUUUGGGCGGGCGGCUUCACCGCUCUUGAGCAAACUACCCGAAAGAGCGUCAAAUGUAGAUCUCAAAUUAACUGAAAUUUGGCAGCAUGUGAAAAGACAUCCAAGCUAUCCAAACUUGAACAUGAAGGAGUUUUCAAGGGUUUUGAGCACCCGAGCGACCUGCCAAAGAGGAGAUGUGAGUGUUAGUACUAGUGACUUGGACAAAUGCCUAGAUCGAAUCUGA